This is a messenger RNA of Mollisia scopiformis, 2870 nucleotides long. Its product is annotated as UV-endonuclease UvdE. Gene Ontology annotation, cellular component: mitochondrion; nucleus. Gene Ontology annotation, biological process: mitochondrial DNA repair; nucleotide-excision repair; response to UV. Bases 386 to 2794 code for a protein of 802 amino acids. The transcript is spliced from 2 exons. NCBI's taxonomy places the organism in Eukaryota, Fungi, Ascomycota, Leotiomycetes, Helotiales, Mollisiaceae. The record is from RefSeq and is a predicted model, not a curated record. Gene Ontology annotation, molecular function: endonuclease activity.
GAUUACGAUCACGUGGCAUGGCUGAUGGUUUCAAGCCUGAAGAUCGAGGCUCCAAUCCAAGCCUCUUAACUUCCCGUCUUGCAUGACGUUUACUUUCUUGAGAUCUCAGGAACAACUCCAAAUCGAAGCUAAAGACGCGUGACGUCGGAGCUAGACGCGACAAUGGAAGUGCUGGAGGUAAGGAGAGUAGGUGAUCUUGUCUUUUCUUUGCAUAGUGAAGCUUUGGUGUGAAGUACUGUACAUUUGAAUGUUCAAUUCUUUCAAUUCUAGACUGCGAUCGAGCAGACUCUUCUUUGUGUAUACUAAACCCAGGAGCAUAACGAAUUGUUCGAGACAGAAAAUCUGCGACCAGCUUAGACCGAUUGCUCUUGUGCCAGCAUUGGGUAUGCCUCCCAAGCGUAAGAGGUCUUCAGUGGCCACAGACACUGUCUCUACCAGUGGCUUUCUGAACGAUACUCCGAUUUUACCACCAGGUGCUAUUCAACCGCCACCACCAAAGAGACAAGCAUCUCGAAGAAGCAAGGUCGAUACCAAUCCAGACCAUAAUGCAGAUAUAGUAGACGGAAAGACUGCUCUCAGAGCAAGUCCAGAUGCAGACGAGAAAGGAGAAGCUCUCGAUAUCAACAAGAUCGAGCUGACGACUCCUGCGAAGACAAAUGGUGUCAAGCGAGUUGCCAAAAAGGAAGAGAGCGAUUCUCCAUUGUCAGACAUCGAAGCACCAUCUCCAUCUUCAACACCAGCCAAGAAGCCCAAAAAGACACCGACUAAAAGCUCUCUAGCAGCCAAAAAGGGGUCGGAUGAGAUCAAAGCUUUCAAGGCCGAACAAGCUGCAAAGAAAGCUGUAGAAGUGAAAGUCAAGAAAGAAGAUGAUGGAGAUGAAUGGGACAAGAGAGUUGAUCCUGAUGGGGACGAUGAAGCGCCAGUCGAAGAUGUGGAUACAAUGAAGAAAGAGGCAGCCAGACCACCUCCUGUGAACAGUGACUAUCUUCCACUGCCUUGGAAAGGAAGACUAGGAUACGCUUGCCUCAAUACCUAUUUGCGCUUCAGUAACCCACCAGUUUUCACAUCACGAACCUGCCGUAUAGCCUCGAUACUCGAACAUCGUCAUCCCUUGAAAGAUCCAUCCCAGCCCGAACAUGCAACCAAAAACCGACCUGAUAAGACUCAACCAGCAUCGGUAUUACGCGGACAACGUUAUGUGGAGGAAUUAUGUCUCGCAAACGUCCGAGAUCUCCCCAAGAUGCUUCGAUGGAACCACAAGUACGGCAUAAAGUUCAUGCGUCUGAGCUCUGAAAUGUUUCCAUUUGCCAGCCACGCAGAAUAUGGCUAUAAGCUGGCUCCAUUUGCCAGUGCAGCUCUCGCUGAAGUUGGGAAAGUCGUAGCAGAGCUUGGUCACCGCGUCAGCACACACCCGGGACAAUUCACACAAUUGGGUUCACCUCGUAAAGAGGUGAUUGUGAAUGCGAUUCGAGAUCUAGAAUAUCAUGACGAGAUGCUCUCGCUUCUCAAGCUACCAGAGCAGUCAGAUCGUGAUGCAGUAAUGAUCUUGCAUAUGGGCGGCACGUUUGGCGACAAAGCUGCCACUCUAGAUCGUUUCAGAGAGAACUAUCGGGAUUUAUCGCCAUCAAUCAAACGGCGCCUUGUUCUCGAAAAUGACGACGUUUCCUGGUCUGUACAUGAUCUCCUUCCCGUUUGUGAAGAGCUCAACAUACCCCUCUGCCUCGAUUUCCAUCACCAUAAUAUCAUCUUCGACUCAACCCAACUUCGGGAAGGGACGCUGGAUAUCAUGUCUCUCUAUCCUCGAAUAAAGGCUACUUGGGAAAGGAAGAACAUUACGCAAAAGAUGCACUAUAGUGAGGGAUGUCCAGAAGCUAUUACAGGACGUCAACGAAGGAAGCAUAAUCCGAGACCCAUUACUCUGCCACCGUGUCCGAAUGACAUGGAUCUCAUGAUCGAGGCAAAAGACAAAGAGCAAGCCGUGUUCGAGCUAAUGAGGACAUUGAAAUUACCUGGUUGGGACACAUUCAACAACAUCAUUCCCUAUGAACGAGACGACGAUAACAAGCCACUGCCGAAGAAGGUAAAAAAGAAGAAGACAAAGAAACAGAUAGCUGCCGAAAUUGACGAGUUUGGAAAGGAGCUUAGUGAAGAAGAAGAAGCUGCUAAAGAGACCAUUCCAGAUGAAGAGGUAGGGAUGGGCGGAAAAGAGAAUCGAGUAUACUGGCCCGUUAGCAUGGAAGAGUGGCUAAGACCUAAGAGACGAGAAGUGAAGAAGAAAGGUGGCGAGGACGAAGCUGAGAUGUUUAAGAAUCCUACACCAGCGAACUUUGAGGCCAGGAAGAAAAUUACCGCAAAGAACAAGGCUCCACUUGAUGACGAGGUCAAGGAUAAGCUGGAAGAGGCAAAUAACCUAGCCGACGUGAAGGCUAUCAUAGAUGAGAUGAAAGCGAGACGGGCCGCUGAAGAAGAAGGAGAAGAUGACGGCGAGAAAUCAGCGAAGAAGACGAAGUCAACGCCAGCCAAAGAGAAGAAGGCCCCGGGAAGUGUCAAGAAAGCUACGCCGGCAAAGAAGAAGAAUGCGAAGAACGUUCCAACACCGAGUCUGUCGAACGUGGACGAGGAAGAGGAUGACGAGGAUUUGAGUAUGGUAGAUCUUUCAGAUGGAGAGGAAGAUGAACUUGAUAGAAAGAUCAUGGCUGCUGCGCCGACAAGCGUUUCGGGUAGGAGCAGUGUAAGAGCGAGGGGAAAGAAGAUGAGUUAUGCUGAGCCUGAUGUGGGCAGCGAUGAGGAGUGAGCGUUUCGGAAGGUCCGAAAAAUUGUACUUUUAGAACUUGGGAUAAAAGCAAUGUUGACGAAAGUGCUCUUGAGAC